AUGGGUUCCUUUGCUAAUGGCCAGAAUGGUUCGGAGCUUGGCAUCCAGAUGCCGGCCAUGGGGAGCAGCGCGGUGCCGGAGCCUCCCACAACAUCUGUAGCAGCAAGAUGUCCACGGCUGGACAUGGCCAUGGUGGCCACCAGAGCUGCAGCCCUCGUGAUGGCGCUGCUCUCAAUGUCGCUCAUGGUCUCCGCCAAGCAACGGGGUAGUCUCAUCAUCUUUGGCAUCGAGAUUCCACUGUAUGCCAAAUGGUCCCUCUCUGAUUCGCUGAAAUCCUUGGUUGGGCUAUCUGCGGCAGCAGCUGCCUACUCUCUGGCACAACUUCUGUCGAUUGCGUACAAGGCCUUGAAGAAAGUCCCUGUGGUUCCAUCCAGGCGCUAUGCCUGGAUGCUGUUAGCUGGUGAUCAGGUCUUUGCGUAUGCGAUGUUGAGCGGGGGGUCAGCAGCGGCGGCCGUCGCAAAUUUGAACCGCACCGGCAUCCGGCACACGGCGCUUCCCAACUUCUGCAAGCCCUUGCCACGUUUCUGCGACCUAUCAGCAGCCUCCAUCGCGUGCGCCUUUCUCAGCUGCGCCUUCCUUGCCGCAUCCGCUGUAAUCGAUGUUAUCUGGCUGUCAAAUCUGUGA
Molecule: messenger RNA, 624 nt
Organism: Triticum turgidum subsp. durum (durum wheat)
Lineage: Eukaryota; Viridiplantae; Streptophyta; Magnoliopsida; Poales; Poaceae
Source: the annotation of a GenBank genome assembly